CAGGAGGAUCAUGGGACGUCAGACCAUCAAACUGUAACUGAAGAGACUGAAACGCAGCCAGCAGCCAAUCAGACGCUCCGAAAGUUGUCUUGGAUCUGCUGCAGUGUGAGGUGUGAGGUGACCCCCCCCCCCCCCGGGUCGUCAUGCAGAGCGUGAAGUGCGUGGUGGUCGGAGACGGAGCCGUGGGGAAGACCUGCCUCUUGAUCUCAUACACAACCGGAGCCUUUCCUAAAGAGUACAUCCCCACCGUGUUCGACAACUACAGCAGCCAGGUGACGGUGGACGGGCGCAUGGUGAGUCUGAACCUGUGGGACACGGCGGGCCAGGAGGAGUACGACCGGCUGAGGACGCUCUCCUACCCGCAGACCCACGUCUUCAUCAUCUGCUUCUCCAUCUCAAGCCCCGCCUCCUACGAGAACAUCAAGCACAAGUGGCACCCCGAGGUGUCUCACCACUGCCCCGACGUCCCCAUCCUCCUGGUGGGAACGAAGAGCGACCUGCGGGAGGACGGCGAGACCCAGAGGAAGCUGAAGGAGCAGAGCCAGCUUCCUGUGAGCCACCAGCAGGGGGCGGCACUCGCCAAGCAGAUCCACGCCAUGCGCUACCUGGAGUGCUCGGCAUUGAACCAGGACGGCAUCAAGGAGGUGUUCUCCGAGGCCGUGAAGGCGUACCUGAACCCAACACCUGCCGCCACCAAGAAGCCCUGCGUCCUGCUGUAGAUUCAAGAUGUCAAGGCUUUUAUCAUCAUGUGUUCAGAGCCACAGUGUAGAUAUGCCCACGAUUAUCUGAGGUCACAGGCUCCUCCCACAGAGCAGCAACACAUAGAGCAAGAACAGUCUAUGCAUAGAGAAUGAAUAACAACAUGUCUUCCGGUCUGAGUUAAUUAUUUAGAGAUUUGUGUGUUUUUAGUUGGGUUUUUUUGGUCUUCGAACCGAAUAUUAUUUAAUGGUUUUUGUUGUGUUUUCUUUUCUAGUGUUGUGGUUUUUAAGUUACAACAGUUUUAAUGGAAGUAAACAGUAAAUAGCAGGGUUUUAAUGGAAGUAAACAGUAAAUAGCAGGGUUUUAAUGGAAGUAAACAGUAAAUAGCAGGGUUUUAAUGGAAGUAAACAGUAAAUAGCAGGGUUUUAAUGGAAGUAAACAGUAAAUAGCAGGGUUUUAAUGGAAGUAAACAGCAGGGUUUUAAUGAAUUUUGAUCUUUGAAGAUUUGGAGAGUUAUGGUACGUUCACACAAGUUUUACUCGUUUCACAAUUGAACUAAAUGUGCAUCUAAGUGCGGCUUUGCUUUGACUUCUUGUUAUGUAAUCACAACGCACAAACCAUUGGCUUUGCGUCCGCUGUGAACGUACCUUUAGUUCUGGGAUCUGGUUGAACUCUAGCUGAGCAACACUGUGCGGUUAUAGAUAUGCAUUCCAGCUGAUACCGCACGAUCAGAUCCUCCGCACGGCCUCAGAUCAGCGUUUGAGUUUCAUUCCUAUAAACAUGGACAUUUCAAUUCCACAUGUGCAUUAGAUGUUUUGUUCGUGUUUACAUUCUCACACUGAACAUGGGGAAUAUACAUUCACCCCAAGUGAACAAGUUACCGUGAAGAGAACUCACAAACUAACAUGCUGUGAAGCCACAAAGUUCCUUGAAGGUCCCUAUUAUUUAAAAUCCUCUUCUUCAUGUCUCUUCUUCAUCAACAUGUGUCCCCUCUUCUUCAUGUCUCUUCUACAUCAACAUGUGUCCCCUCUUCUUCAUGUCUCUUCUUCAUCAACAUGUGUCCCCUCUUCUCCAUGUCUCUUCUACAUCAACAUGUGUCCUCUCUUCUUCAUGUCUCUUCUACAUCAACA
This is a messenger RNA of Gymnodraco acuticeps, 1829 nucleotides long. RefSeq names its product rho-related GTP-binding protein RhoG-like. NCBI's taxonomy places the organism in Eukaryota, Metazoa, Chordata, Actinopteri, Perciformes, Bathydraconidae. Bases 144 to 719 code for a protein of 191 amino acids. The record is from RefSeq and is a predicted model, not a curated record. Gene Ontology annotation, biological process: regulation of cell shape; cortical cytoskeleton organization; actin filament organization. Gene Ontology annotation, molecular function: GTPase activity; GTP binding; protein kinase binding. Gene Ontology annotation, cellular component: cytoskeleton; plasma membrane; cell cortex. The transcript is spliced from 4 exons.